ACCGCUUUGUACAAAAAUAGAUGAUCUCAUUCCACAGUUUUCCGUAUUACACUUCAUCGACGAAUUACGAAAUGCCCACUGCUCUCUCUAAACCCUAAACUUCUUGAAGAAAAAAAAAAAAAGCCCACUCGGUCUUACGCUGUAUCAGAGAGCUCUACCAGUGCUGAAAAGCAUCACGAAGAAAAUAAUCCGCAAAAAUAUGAAGGAGUAGCACCAGCGUGUUUUUUAGGGUUUUCUUAUGCUUGUUCAUUAUUGCAAUCUCUCUAUAUCGUCAUUAUUGGAAAAAUUGCGGUGGUUUCCAGCUUUCCCAUUGUCAAACAGGUGAAAUUACCAGCACCACAGUUUAUCAAACAGGGUUUCCAGCUUUCACCCUGCCAAUUUUCACCUGCAUCCUAAUAUCUAUAAAAGUCAACAGCAGGGGUGAUUCCCAGGGACACUGCAAUGAAAGUUAUCAAACGCUACCUAAAUAACUUGUCUUGAAACCUUGUAUUUGGAAACCCUAGAAAAACCCCAAGGAAACUUCUCUGCUAAAAAAUGGCUGCUUCUUCCUUAAGGUUAUUGCAAUCAAGGCUUCUUCCCUAUUCUAGGGCUAGGUUUUUGAUUUGGAGUUCCUCUGCACCUCAUCAAGCUUCAAAGGAGCCUUUAAUGGUGACUUCCUAUACUCUUAAAGAACGCAAUUUUCAUGACGAGCGGCUCAAUGCUUAUCAAUCUGAACAAGCAAUGGAUCAGGCUUCGAAGGAGCAAGUAAUGGAGUCCUCUACCCCAACAAAUGGCACGAAGAAGGGUUGGAGCUUUCUAAAGUUCUGUGUUUUCAGUGCCCUAACUGGUGGUGUUGGUGUUGCUUCUUAUGCUACAUAUGCAUGUACUCUGGAAGAAGUGGAACAAAAGACAGCUGCACUACGGAAUCCAACAAAUUACACUGUCGAUGGUGAUGGUUCGAUCUUCAAUAAAAUGCAGGCUUCCUUGUACAAUGCAGCUGUGACAGUGCCCGCCAAAUCUAUACAACUGUACUUGGAUCUCAGGAAGUCCAUUGAAGACCAUGUUAAGGAAUUUACUGAGCCAUCAUCAGAGAAGUUACUUCCAGAUAUAUUACCUAUUGAUCAACAUAAGUUCACUUUGGUAUUGGACCUUAAUGAGACAUUAGUAUACUCUGAUUGGAAGCGUGAAAGGGGCUGGAGGACAUUUAAAAGACCUGGAGUAGAUGAUUUCUUAGAGCACCUUGCUCCAUACUAUGAGAUAGUUGUGUAUUCUGAUCAGCAAAGUGUGUAUGUUGACCCUAUCAUUUCAAGGCUUGAUCAAAAGGGUCUUAUAAGAUACAGGCUUUCAAGAGCAGAGACCAAAUAUGUCGAUGGAAAGCAUUACAGAGACUUUUGUAAGUUGAAUAGAGAUUCUUCACGAGUGCUAUAUGUUAGUGGGCAUGCAUUGGAGAACAGUCUUCAACCUGAAAAUUGCGUGCCUAUCAAGCCAUGGAAGCUUGAAUCAGAUGACACACAACUUUUAGAUCUUAUACCUUUUCUGGAAUAUGUUGGGAGCCAUAAACCAGCUGAUAUAAAGACAGUUCUUGAAACAUAUCAAGGUUGUGAUAUUGCAAAAGAAUUUCUUGAGCGUAGCAGAAAGCAUCAAAGAUACAAAGUUACUACGACUUUUGUGGUGUUCCCCAUAGUUCAACCGGUCCAAAGUUACAACGGAGUCCUACACGCAGCAGUUGUCGUCAAUACAGCAAACACACAGCAUCAUCUUUCAUAGUGUGAGGUGGUCUGAGCAGAAGGUGCAGGGUCGCUUUUGGAAAUGGGGAAGUUAAACUAAUGGGAUGUUUCUAAACGUGAAAAUCAUAUACGAAGCAAAAUGGACUUUGCAGAUUUAUGAGCAGUUUGAUCGUGGGACAAGGAUUCUAAUGGAUCUUAUGUAGGUUGGAAUUUCCAUUCCUAGUACAUGAAGGCUUGUAUUUCGGCCUUGAAGGUGUAGAUGCUGUUUUUCUUUUUUUUCUUUAUUAUUUUCCGUUAACUGCUUUUCCAAGCAUGAAUGUUUCGACAAGUGUUGGUGUCUUUUGUCCUGUUUUCCAUUCCGUUUUUGGGGGGAGUUAGGGAAAGGGUGCAGAUGGAACUAUUUGGUCUUGUGAUUAAAUUUUGAUCUUAUGAUUAAAUUCGUUUAUGUAACUUAUAUAGGAAAUUUUGGCACUUUUGUUCCAAUAUGGAAAAAAAUUUGAAACUUGAGAAGCA
Amborella trichopoda is the source of this 2219-nucleotide messenger RNA. The record is from RefSeq and is a predicted model, not a curated record. Lineage: Eukaryota; Viridiplantae; Streptophyta; Magnoliopsida; Amborellales; Amborellaceae.